CUUCCCUUUACCAAGAUCGGAGGGAAGUUUCUUCCCUCAGUAAGACAGUAGCCUGGUUCACACUUCACAGAUCAUCAUCAUCAUUAUCUCCGCCGCAGGAGGUGGCAGCAGAGUUACCGGCACGGCCUCCGGCGAAUAAAUUCCCUUUCAAAUGAAGUGGUACUUUGUUGCUGCGCUUCUCACCGUUCUCACUAGCUCUCAGGGAAUUUUAACGACAUUGUCUCAGAGUGAUGGCGGAUACAAAUAUGACUACGCGACAGUCCCUUUUCUAGCUGAAGUUUUCAAGGUGCAUUCUUUUUUUUUGUUUGUUAAGCUUUUCUGGAAACUCUAGUUUGCCAUGAAUACGUUAGAAUAGCAUGUUGUGAUUGAAGUAAUUCAAAUGUUGAAAAUUGAGGAAAGUUUAUCAAACAGAAAAGAUGCAUUCUUGACAGAACCGAUUUGGGCGUUUGAUAAUUUUGAAGCAUAAACGUUGGUGGUAGAAAUGGGAGUGUUUAGUAUCAACUGCUCUUGAAAUCCAUCUCGAAUCUAGAUUUUUUGCAUCUACAACCUGAAAUUUGUAAGCUUCCUCAAGCAGCGAGAGGUGCUUGGGGCUCUGACUGCAUCCUACUCAAAGCAUGAGGUUUUGAUUCAAUAAAGAGUAGCUAGGAUUGGGGGUCUUAUUGCUUCUUUGAAGAAUUAGAAGGAAUCGUACAUUUUUUUGUCUGAUUGAUGCAAGUUUCUAAUCUGGCCUUUCACAAGGAAAAUGUCUAAACCUUGGCGCAAGAGUUUCUUAUCGUAAAGUUGAUUAACUAGGCCUUAAUUUUUGGUGUGUUUUUAUGCAUGUGCAGCUUCUCGUGUCCAGUGUUCUUCUUUGGAGAGAGUGCAAAGGAGUUUCUCCUCCAAAAAUGACCACGGAGUGGAAAACCAUUCGACUCUAUCCAAUUCCAUCAGUCAUCUAUCUAAUUCAUAACAAUGUACAGUUUGCUACAUUGACUUAUGUCGAUACAUCGACUUAUCAAAUUAUGGGGAAUUUGAAGAUUGUUACCACAGGAAUUUUGUUCAGGCUGUUUUUGAAGAAGAAGCUUUCUACUUUGCAGUGGAUGGCAAUUGUGUUGUUGGCUGUUGGAACAACCACAAGUCAGGUAAAAGGCUGUGGACAGUCUUCUUGCGAGUCGCUGUUUUCCUCGCCAAUUUAUGGAUAUGUGCUGGGGAUAGUAUCAGCUUGUCUUUCAGCUCUGGCUGGUGUUUACACUGAAUUCUUGAUGAAGAAAAACAAUGAUAGCUUAUACUGGCAAAAUGUUCAGUUGUACACGUUUGGUGCAAUAUUCAACAUGGCACGUCUUGUUCUGGAUGAUUUUAGAGGUGGGUUUGAGCAAGGACCUUGGUGGCAGCGCCUUUUUAAUGGAUACAGUAUCACAACAUGGCUGGUGGUUUUGAAUCUUGGAUCCACUGGGCUUCUAGUAUCAUGGUUAAUGAAAUAUGCCGACAAUAUUGUAAAGGUAUAUUCAACCUCAAUGGCUAUGCUGCUUACAAUGGUCCUAUCGGUCUUCCUGUUUAAUUUUAAGCCAACACUACAGGUAAGGGUUUGUUUCUCUCACGGUUUUAAUCAGCAUUUUUUUACAGUAAAACAUUAUGAAUUCUACUAUUUUCUUUAAGAUUGGUAGAGAUGUUUAACCAUAGCUUGCUUCAUAUGGAAUGUCUCACGAGGAAAUAAAAAUUUGUUAAAUGGAAAUUUCACCCUGCCGAAGGAUAUUACCUGCAAUAUUUUUUUUUCUCUUUUCCUUUCCAAUUUUUGCAUUUACUGGCUUACAAAUUGCAGUAAGUUAGCAGAAGCCAAUUAUCUCAUGUCCUUGAAUAGCACGUAUUCUAGAGUGUCGAAGAUUUAACUGUUUGUUUCUAUGAUACAGCUUUUCUUGGGUAUUAUCAUAUGUAUGAUGUCGCUGCAUAUGUAUUUUGCUCCUCCUACCUCGCUGGUCGAUUUUCCUUUAACUGCUAAACCUGCUCCGGAAGACAGAAUUGAAGUUUCUGUGGAAAGAAGAACAGAUUCUUGAUGCUAUGAAACAUUAUUUUAUACAUUACACUUUAGACGAAAUUACAUUCGCCGCGAGCUAGUUUUUGGUUGCUGCGACUUGUAGCUGUACCAUUGUAAAGGUGAAGUACGGGACAUCAAAACGGAAGAGAGAUCUUAGAGUAAACAAAUAUAGGAAGAUAUAUUUGCCACCUUUUCCAUAAAUGUGGUGUUCAUUUCAGAGUUGUAGUGGUAGGUUAUCUUAAUUAUUAGUGCAAAUUUAGUAGUUCCUGUGAUGUUUUACUUUAAGUGGAUUAUAGAGGAAAUAGUUUGGUUAGUUAACUUGAUGUCUUGAUGUAAUUUACUCCUGUGAUUCCAGGAGUGGGGGUAAAAACCUGGUUAUAGGAUAUUGUUAACAGCGAAGAUCUUUUGUACAUUUUUACUUGGGAGCAAUUCUUUGUUGGAU
Oldenlandia corymbosa var. corymbosa is the source of this 2453-nucleotide messenger RNA. Lineage: Eukaryota; Viridiplantae; Streptophyta; Magnoliopsida; Gentianales; Rubiaceae. The record is from the annotation of a GenBank genome assembly.